Molecule: messenger RNA, 3083 nt
Organism: Acipenser ruthenus (sterlet)
Lineage: Eukaryota; Metazoa; Chordata; Actinopteri; Acipenseriformes; Acipenseridae
Product: bifunctional 3'-phosphoadenosine 5'-phosphosulfate synthase 2-like
Exons: 12
Coding region: 142-1983 (613 amino acids)
Biological process (GO): 3'-phosphoadenosine 5'-phosphosulfate biosynthetic process; sulfate assimilation
Molecular function (GO): ATP binding; sulfate adenylyltransferase (ATP) activity; adenylylsulfate kinase activity
Source: RefSeq, a predicted model, not a curated record
GGGGGAAAUGCUACGUGUCUAGGCUCCUUUUAAACCCCCUCUCCUAAGCAUCUGAUCAAACUUUAAUCAUUGUAGACAUUCUGAUCAGCCAUCAGGAGGCGAGGAAUCCACACAGCUCAAGGAACGCUGCAAAAAUACAACAUGUCAGGAAACAAGAAGCAGACGGAUCUGCAGAGGUCUACCAAUGUUGUGUACCAGGCCCACCAUGUGAGCAGGAGUAAGAGAGGGCAGGUGGUUGGCACCAGGGCAGGCUUCCGUGGCUGCGUUGUCUGGCUGACUGGUCUUUCGGGUGCUGGUAAGACGACCAUUGGUUUUGCCCUUGAGGAAUACCUGGUGUCCCACGCCAUUCCCUCCUACUCUCUGGACGGGGACAACAUUCGCCACGGGCUCAACAAGAACCUGGGCUUCUCCACCACGGACCGCGAGGAAAACAUUCGUCGAAUCGCUGAGGUGGCAAAGCUGUUUGCGGACGCUGGUCUCGUUUGCAUCACCAGCUUCAUCUCGCCAUACACCAAGGAUCGAGACGAAGCACGCAAGAUUCUCAAGGCUGCGGGGCUGCCCUUCUUCGAGGUGUACGUGGACGCACCGCUGGAUGUCUGUGAGAGUCGAGACGUCAAGGGUCUCUAUAAGAAGGCACGCGCUGGAGAGAUUAAAGGUUUCACAGGCAUUGACUCAGAGUAUGAGAAGCCAGAGGCUCCAGAGCUGGUGUUGAAAACCGGGCAGGUGACGGUGAAUGAGUGCAUACAGCAGCUGGUGGGGCUGCUGCAGGAGCAGUGUAUUGUUCCUACUUCAGUGAUGGAGGAGGUGAAGGAGCUCUUUGUGCCCGAAAACAAGCUGGACUUGGCACAGGCUGACGCCAAGAAACUGCCCACACUCCAGAUCACCCAGCUCGACAUGCAGUGGAUGCAGGUGCUGGCUGAAGGAUGGGCGACACCACUAAAAGGCUUCAUGAAGGAGAGAGAAUUCCUGCAGGUCUUACACUUUGGCACUUUAUUAGAUGGAGAAACGAUCAACAUGUCUGUGCCCAUCGUUCUGCCUGUGUCCUCGGAAAACAAGGAGAGCCUGGACGGCUGUGCUGCGAUAGCUCUGGAGUAUGAAGGCCGCAAGGUGGCCAUUCUCCGCAACCCUGAGUUUUAUGAGCACAGGAAGGAGGAGCGAUGUGCCCGGCAGUGGGGGACCACCUGUGCCAAACACCCUCAUAUAAAGAUGGUGAUGGAGAGUGGUGAUUGGCUAGUCGGUGGUGACCUGGAGGUGAUGGAGCGAAUCAAAUGGAACGAUGGACUGGACCAGUAUCGCCUGACUCCUACAGAACUCAAGCAGAAAUUCAAGGAAAUGAAAGCUGAUGCCAUUUUUGCUUUCCAGCUGCGUAACCCUGUCCAUAACGGGCAUGCCUUGCUGAUGCAGGACACUAAGCGCCGGCUGCUGGAAAGGGGGUACAAGCGCCCGGUGCUGCUCCUCCACCCCCUGGGUGGCUGGACCAAGGAUGAUGACGUGCCCCUGGCCUGGCGCAUGAAGCAGCACGCUGCAGUGCUGGAGGAGGGGGUUCUGGACCCCAGCUCCACCAUAGUGGCCAUCUUCCCUUCGCCCAUGAUGUAUGCUGGACCUACAGAAGUUCAGUGGCACUGCAGGGCACGGAUGAUUGCUGGAGCCAACUUCUACAUCGUGGGUCGGGACCCGGCUGGAAUGCCCCAUCCCGAGACCAAGAAGGAUAUCUAUGAGCCUACUCACGGAGCAAAGGUGCUGACCAUGGCCCCCGGUCUGUCCUCCGUGGAGAUCAUUCCCUUCAGAGUGGCCGCCUAUAACAAAGCAAAGAAAGCAAUGGACUUCUAUGAUCAGGAACGCCACAGUGAGUUUGACUUCAUCUCAGGAACUCGCAUGAGGAAGCUUGCUCGCGACGGUGACUACCCCCCUGAUGGCUUCAUGGCUCCCAAGGCGUGGAAAGUCCUGACCGAAUACUAUGUCUCUCUGGGAAAAGAGAACUAACUUUUAAUUGUAAAUCUAGGAAACACUGGUUGAAUAGCUGAUUUUAUCCAACUGUAAAUUAUUUUGUUAUUAAAAAAAAAAAAAGCAAAUUAUUUUUAAUGUAAAAAAGAAGCUAAAUAUUUGAAUAGAUGAUCUGUAUAGCUUUCCAAUUAUAUAGCUUUAAUAUAUAUAUUUUUUCUUUUAUAUUGUUUACCUGAUUGUUGCUUUCUCCAGCCUGUCAGAGAAAUGUGUAUUUUGCACCCCCAGUGGUAGAGGCAAGUAGUACAAGCUUCAGAAGCCAGCUACUGCCUGCAAAGGAUCCCAGUUUUAGAGACCAAAUCAAAUAUUUUUACAAUGCAAAAUCAUGAAGGCAAUCUGAUAGAAUGCAUGUUUUUAUCAGUUUGCCAUGUUUUAUUAGUUUUCCUUGUGACCUUAAUUAAAUCGAGUAACAUAGGAUAUUUUAACUAAUUGGUUUUAGUCUGUCCAAAAGCAUGUGGUUUCAAUCAGUUUAUCAUUAAAGGAGCAACCUACAUUUUAUAUUUAUUGAAUAUUUCAGGAAAAAAAUAACUUCAUCAUUUAAUCAUUUUGGUAACAAAUAUCAACAGCUGCCUGAAGGAAAUGCCUUUCACUUAUUGUAUUGCAGCUAAAAAUCUCAGCAUAAGAGCCCACACUCUUCACCAAGUGCCUAUUUUUUUUAAUCCUGCAUGGUUUUAAGUGUUAAAAGCCUAGUUUAGGGACUAAAAUAAAUGUCAGUACCUCAAAUGUGCUGAACAUUGCUGUGAAAGUUACCUAGUGUGCCGUUUCCUUGCCGUACAGCAUCUAGAAAAAGAUUUUAUCUUCAUAUUAGUUGGGUGCUAUAGAUAGGAAGAAGCCUGUGCAAAUGUUAUUAAAGAUUGGCUUUAUAUUGUAUGUUAGUCCAAGUGGCUAUCAAGCCUUUUAAUUAUUAAAACAGAACAGUACCAAACAUUAUUCGUGUAACAUUUAUUAAAUUAUUGAAUUCCAAACUUGUGCCUUAAAUUUUAAGUCUUUCAACGUGUUUUAAAAUGUGCAUCAUAUUAGCCAGUGUUGUAUAUCCUAUACAAUAUGAUUUAGGUUUUAAAAUAAAAGUUUAUACUAAUCGA